Molecule: messenger RNA, 391 nt
Organism: Meleagris gallopavo (turkey)
Lineage: Eukaryota; Metazoa; Chordata; Aves; Galliformes; Phasianidae
Source: RefSeq, a predicted model, not a curated record
GGGUGGGCUCAUCUGUUUUCCUUGACAGCCGUGGCAGCAGGAGGAGCGGCCCAUCCGGCAGAUCCUUUACCUGGGGGAGCUGUUGGAGACGUGCCAUUUCCAGUCGUUCUGGCAAGCUCUGGAUGAGAACAUGGAGCUGUUGGAUGGGAUUGCUGGCUUCGAGGAUUCCGUCCGAAAAUUCAUUUGCCACGUGGUGGGCAUCACGUACCAACACAUUGACCGAUGGCUGCUGGCUGAGAUGCUGGGGGAUCUCUCAGAGGCGCAGCUGAAGGUGUGGAUGAGCAAAUAUGGCUGGACGGAGCCGGAACCUGGCAAGGUGUUCAUCUGCAACCAGGAGGAGAGCAUCAAACCCAAGAACAUCGUGGAGAAAAUCGACUUCGACAGUGGGUGC